GAUGAAGAUGAAGGUGAUGCCGUGCAGCGGUAUUAAUAGGACCGUCUGAGUGUCAGUUCGUCACUGUGCAGACCGGGGGGCCUGCUGGAGAGCCGGUGGACCGGGAUUUGGGGGGGAUCGGAUCCAGACAGCGCACUUAAACUAAAGAACAGGCUCUCACACAGCCAACAUGGACGUGCUGGCAGUUCUUAAUUUGAGCGAAUUUGCCCAUUUUUUCUCCAAAAUGGCAAUGUUUCCAGUGUUUGAUUGCGCUUAUUACAUCGUGUCCAUCCUCUACCUCAAGUAUGAGCCAGGCUCAGUGGAGGUUUCUCGCCGGAGUCCCGUGGCCUCCUGGCUCUGUGCCAUGCUCUACUGUUUCGGCAGUUAUAUCCUGGCAGACAUCAUGCUCGGAAGCAGCCCCAUCGACUAUUUCCAAUACAACAGCCACAUCCUCCUGGCCUCAGCUGUUUGGUACCUGAUCUUUUACUGCCCGCUGAACCUCUUCUAUAAAUGUGUGGCUUUUCUACCGGUCAAGCUGGUGUUGGUUGCCAUGAAAGAAGUUGUCCGCACUCGUAAGAUUGCCGCUGGUGUUCACCAUGCCCACCACGCCUACCACCACGGCUUCUUUAUUAUGGUGAUCGUCGGAUACGUCAAAGGGUCUGGAGUGGCUCUCAUGUCCAAUUUUGAGCAACUGCUGCGUGGUGUGUGGAGGCCAGAGAGCAACGAGAUCCUCAACAUGUCAUUCCCGACCAAAGCCAGUCUGUAUGGUGCCAUCCUUUUCACCAUGCAGGAGGCUCACUGGCUGCCAGUGUCGAAGAGCACCCUCAUCCUCGCCUUCACCCUCUUCAUGGCCACGUGCAAAGUGACAAUGACCGUCCGACACACUCACGGUUCCCCUUUCACCCUCAUUGAGUCCUGGGUUUGCCAUUUUGUUUUUGGCUCCCCUCUUGGCAGCAGUGAGGAUGAUCACCACCAUCAUGCCGCCGCUGCAUCCCCAAUGUCACCAUUGAAAACCAAAGAGGAGCUGAGCGAAGGUGCUCGCAAGAGGAAGGCCAAGAAAGCAGAGUAGAGCGCUGCACCGCGCUGCACCCGUCCAAAUGGCGUUCACACGAUUGGGAUUCCCCAUUCUUUUCUAGAGAAACGGACAGUGAGACCCUUUCUAUCAGAGUAAAAUGGUGCUUUCUGCAUUUGACACCGCUGGAGGACUCUGUAAAUACCACAGCUAAUCUUUCACAACUUCAACUCAACCCUGACCUAUUAAUCUGUUUAUGUGCAUUUAUGAAAAGCUGCACCAGUCCUUCAACAGUUUGUGGAGAUCUGCGCUGUAGGAGGUGCAUGGUCAAGUUUAGAUCCUUUAUCAGUGGUUCUGUCACCAGGUGUCAGUGGUUUUUAGUUUCUUAAAGUACCAUCAAACCUGGAUUCAGUUACAAACAGAAAUUCGAAUGUGAAUAAAAACAUUAUGUGAAAGAAGGUUACUGCUUUUUACACUGACAUGAAGUCGACUUCAUGUCUUUAAAUAAAAUGAAGGGAAGCCUUUCCA
Molecule: messenger RNA, 1519 nt
Organism: Thalassophryne amazonica
Lineage: Eukaryota; Metazoa; Chordata; Actinopteri; Batrachoidiformes; Batrachoididae
Gene: tmem38a
Product: transmembrane protein 38A
Exons: 6
Coding region: 170-1048 (292 amino acids)
Biological process (GO): potassium ion transmembrane transport
Cellular component (GO): membrane
Molecular function (GO): potassium channel activity; identical protein binding
Source: RefSeq, a predicted model, not a curated record